AUGCCGCGAUUCAUUGAAAUCAAGAUAUGUGCAAGUCCUUCAUCUAUUCAUGAACAACAAACAAUAAAAGAUAUUGGAAAUCAUGGACAAUGGUAUUGUCAACAUUGUGACAAAUUAAGGCAUGCUAAGAAAAAGAUCUAUUUGCUCGAAGUGCCUUCUGUACUCAUCCUUCAAUUGAAACGUUUUAAUAAUGAUCUUCGAUCGUUUUCAAAAAUUGAUACUUUAAUCGAAUAUGAUCUGGAUGAUCUUGAUUUAAACACUUAUGUUGUUCCAUCACGUCAAGAUAAAAGUAUUCGAUACAAGUUGACUGCUGUUUCUAAUCAUUGGGGUAGGUUCAUUGAUGGUGGACACUUUGCGACUUAUGCUAAACUUCCGACAACUCAAGAUUGGUACAAAUAUAAUGAUGAUCGAGUUGGUAAAAUGGAUAAAAGUAUACAUGUAAACAAUUACAGUGCAUACACUCUUGUUUAUCAACAAGAAAAAAAAGAUUUAAUAAUCGAUACUGCUGUAUAA
Rotaria sp. Silwood1 is the source of this 513-nucleotide messenger RNA. NCBI's taxonomy places the organism in Eukaryota, Metazoa, Rotifera, Eurotatoria, Philodinida, Philodinidae. The record is from the annotation of a GenBank genome assembly.